UUAACAUACGCUGCUAGCUACUGUAAUUUGCAACUAGCAGAAGUAGCUAGCUAGCUAGCUAAACAGUGAAGAAGAUGGCGACGCUAAACGGUAUUAAGAAAAUGUAUGGGAUCUGUUCUCAUGUAAUCCGCCAAACGACUGGAUUGAGAGCAGCAAAACUCAUUCAGCAGAGGGCGUUCAGAGUCAAUGGAGCCCUCAGGCAGCAGUCGUUUGACUCCUCAGAAGAGAAGCCCCAGUUCCCGGGAGCAUCAGCAGAGUUUAUUGAUCACCUGGAGUUCAUCCAACCUAACGUGAUCUCUGGGAUCCCCGUUUACAGGGUCAUGGACCGGGCCGGGAAGAUCAUUAACCCCUCAGAGGACCCACAGCUCUCCAAGGAACAAGUGUUGAACUUCUACCAGAAGAUGACCCUGCUGAAUACCAUGGACCGCAUCCUGUAUGAGUCUCAGAGACAGGGCCGUAUAUCCUUCUACAUGACUAACUACGGAGAGGAGGGAACACACAUCGGCAGCGCUGCAGCUCUCGACCCAAGGGACCUGGUCUUCGGCCAGUACAGGGAAGCAGGUGUGCUGA
Messenger RNA from Salvelinus namaycush (lake trout), 570 nucleotides. RefSeq names its product branched chain keto acid dehydrogenase E1 subunit alpha (gene bckdha). The record is from RefSeq and is a predicted model, not a curated record. The transcript is spliced from 5 exons. Gene Ontology annotation, molecular function: oxidoreductase activity, acting on the aldehyde or oxo group of donors, disulfide as acceptor. Gene Ontology annotation, biological process: branched-chain amino acid catabolic process. The annotation marks the transcript as partial. NCBI's taxonomy places the organism in Eukaryota, Metazoa, Chordata, Actinopteri, Salmoniformes, Salmonidae.